Messenger RNA from Sebastes umbrosus (honeycomb rockfish), 3028 nucleotides. It is a transcript of the gene ndor1, whose product is annotated as NADPH dependent diflavin oxidoreductase 1. Bases 146 to 1930 code for a protein of 594 amino acids. The transcript is spliced from 15 exons. Gene Ontology annotation, cellular component: cytosol. The record is from RefSeq and is a predicted model, not a curated record. NCBI's taxonomy places the organism in Eukaryota, Metazoa, Chordata, Actinopteri, Perciformes, Sebastidae. Gene Ontology annotation, molecular function: flavin adenine dinucleotide binding; NADPH-hemoprotein reductase activity; FMN binding.
CAUGAAGCUGGCUUGCCGUAAAGCUGUGCCGUAAAGUGUAGCCCUGAUGUUUAGAAAGAAGAGCUGCAUUCUUUACUUAGAGGUUGUUAAAUGUUGUAUUUGUAGUUUUAUUAGAGUCUAAGGUGACCAAGACAGCAGAGUGAAAAUGUCAAAGCCCAGUCUGCUCAUCCUGUAUGGGAGCCAGACAGGUACGGCCCAGGACACGGCCCAGAGGAUCGCACGGCAGGCUCAGAGAAGGCAUCUGCAGGUUCAAGUGUCGCCUCUGGAUAACUACAAUGUGGCCAACUUGAUCUCAGAGUCUCUGGUGAUUUUUGUGUGCUCCACCACCGGCCAAGGAGACCCUCCUGACAAUAUGAAGAACUUCUGGAGGUUUGUCUUUAGGAAGUCGUUGCCUGCUGGCUCUCUAAGUCGCUUGGACUGUGCCAUACUGGGCCUGGGGGACUCCUCCUAUCCUAAGUUCAAUUUUGUGGCCAAGAAGCUUCAUAAGCGCCUUCAGCAGCUGGGUGCCAGUGUGCUGCUGCCUGUUGGGCUGGCAGAUGACCAACAUGACCUGGGGUCAGACGCUGUGAUCGACCCGUGGCUCACGUCAUUUUGGGAGAAAGCGUUUGCUCUGUACCCAUCUUUGGCUAACCUGGUUCCACUGAGGGAAGAUGAACCGCUCCCUCCAACGUACACUUUCCACUUCCUGGAUGAUGUGAAAGAGACAACAGAUGACAGGCGGAGGAUUCCUACGGAGCAAACUGUCGCCUCCCAGUCCCAUCCAUUUCCUGCCAAACUAGUGUCCAAUAGUAGAGUAACGGACAUGUCGCACUUUCAGGAUGUGAGGCUCAUUGAGUUUGAUAUCACUGGAUCCAACAUUGAGUUUGCUGCUGGUGAUGUGGUGAUGAUGCAUCCAUGUAACACAUCAGAGGAUGUAGAGCAAUUCUGUGAACUACUGAGAUUAGAUCCAGAGGCCAGGUUCACACUCAGUGCCACGGACAACACUGCAGUUCCGGCCAGGCUUCCUCAGCCCUGCACUGUGCGCCACCUGGUGGAGAGCUACCUGGACAUCGCUGCUGUGCCUCGCCGCUCCUACUUUGAGCUGCUGUCUACCUUCGCCACCAACGAGAAUGAGCAGGAGAAGCUGGUCGAGUUCAGCUCGGCGGCAGGCCAGGACGACCUGCACACCUACUGCAGGCGGGUUCGACGCACCGCGCUCGAGGUCUUGGCAGAUUUCCCCCAUACUACAGCAGAACUCAAAGUAGACUACCUCCUAGAUCUGUUCCCUGAGAUCCAGCCUCGCUCAUUCUCCAUCGCCUCUUCUCUCAAGGCUCACCCACACAGGCUCCAGAUCCUGAUAGCUGUGGUUAAAUACAAAACCAAGAUGUUUAUACCACGAAGAGGCCUCUGCUCCACCUGGUUAGCCUCCCUGGACCCCGUACAAGGGGAAGUGUAUGUGCCUCUGUGGGUGAAGAAGGGAACCAUGACAUUCCCUAAAGACAAGGACACCCCUGUGAUAAUGGUCGGACCUGGAACAGGAGUGGCACCCUUCAGGUCGGCUGUACAAGAGAGGAUUGCUGAGGGAAAAGACGCCAACGUCCUGUUCUUUGGCUGUCGCUCUGAGUCCAAAGACUUCUACUUCAGUUCAGAGUGGGAGGAGAUGAUGAAGACUGGACGUCUGACUCUCUUCACUGCCUUCUCACGAGACCAGGAGGAUAAAGUGUACGUGCAGCACCGUGUGAGGGAGAACGCUGAGCUCCUGUGGGACCUGAUCGCCAAUAGAAGUGCCUGCUUUUACAUCGCUGGUAGUGCUAAAGAGAUGCCAACCAGCGUGUGUGACGCUCUGAAAGAGGUGUUCCAGCAGAAGGGAGGUGUGUCCGCCGAGGACGCCGAGCAGAUGCUUGCAACCAUGGAGAGGACGCGCCAAUUCCAGAGUGAGACCUGGUCCUGAUCACAUGACCUAAACCUACGACUUCAGACUUCUGCGUGAUACAAUCCCUGCUUUGGAAUUAACGUGGAUCCAUCCAUCAGUCAACAUCAGCAUAUUGGAGCAUGGAAGCAACAGUAUGUGGCAACAUGUGGCUCCAGCAAAAGAACACAGGGUCGUCCAACCAAAAAGUUGAACCAGGCUCAACUUUUGCUGCAGAAACACACAGAAAAGUUACUACAUGAAAGAGACACCCACAAAUAAAACUAUAAGUUCUAUACCUUAAAUCUGUUCAGUUUUAGCCCCCCAGGACUUUGAUGAAGAUGUAGACGUGUUGUUUGUGUGGAUAAAGUUAAAAAUGACUGAGAACUGGCAGUUUAAAAAGUCUCCACAUUUUUGUUUUUGCUCAGGACAGAGGUGAAUUAACAUUGCAGUGGAUGAGAGUGAGGUGGUGUUUUGAAGCAGAUAAUUCCAAAAGUAAAGGCCUAUUGCUUAAAUGGGCACAUCAUUGAAAGAAGACAAAAAUAUCUAUGUUUUAAUGUAUUAAUUGUGUAUGAGGAGUGGAAGUUGUGGAACCUACAAGGUUUUUUGCCAGAAAAUAGAGUGUGAAUGAUGUCACCACUCAAUAAACACCCGUUAUAAAUAUAAAACUUAAACUGUAAUAAUUCAAAAACUAUGAAAGUUAUCAAAAAGCUGAAUCACACCUUGAUAGUUCAAAGUGUUAUAACCCGUUUAAAGUUCAAAUGAAGUCUGUAGCUAAAAGUAUGCGGAAGCAGUAUCAUUUCAAAGAGGAGUAUGUUUAAGAGGAUUUGAAGAUUUUCUCCAUUGAGUUGCAUUGUAAAAUUGUAAAAAAAAAAAAAAAAAAGCUUAAUAUCUGUAUAAGAACGGAAUAAUUUUUUUUAUUUAUUGGAGAGCAAUAGUGUGAAUGCUGAGCAAUCCGGCAAUAACAAUUUGAAGUGAAUUGAAGUACUGGAGUGGGUGAAUCCUAACUUGAGGAAGCUGUAAACUUGACUUGUUGACAUAAACAUGAUGGACCAAUGAUGCAGCAGCACACAUUGUUAUAUAAAAUUGUGAUUAUUUGAUUAAAAUAUGCCCUAAUAAACCAUCUUAAUCUGAAAACUA